Molecule: messenger RNA, 13998 nt
Organism: Hyaloperonospora brassicae
Lineage: Eukaryota; Oomycota; Peronosporomycetes; Peronosporales; Peronosporaceae
Source: the annotation of a GenBank genome assembly
AUGACCGCGGCCGCCGCCGACGUCAGCGCCCGCGUGCACCUCGUGGCGGAGAAACUGCAGCAAAAAGCGCAGGAAGCACAGCGCAAAGGGAACGACAAUGCGGCGCGCGCGCUCACUGCGUCGGUGUCGGACCUGCGGCAGGCGCUGGCGCUCAUUGCCGAGCAGCGCCACCUCCUCGCGCGCCGUCGAGCCGAAGGCGACGACGAAAUGGAAGGCCUCAAUGCGGAUGACGACGUCGCGUCAUCGGUAGACGAGUCGGUCGCUCGACUGGCAAGAGUCGAGACCAUGUUGAAGAAAAAGGCCGACGACAUGACGCGCAAAGGCAACGACGCCGCAGCAACGGGUCUGGUGCAAUCCGCUGCGGCGGUAGAAAAAGGCCGUCUCGUGUUGCGCGAGCUGCAACAGCUGGUGUUUGGGUUACACGGGCGCUGGGAGCAACUUGACGGGAUCGUGCGACAAGUGCAACGUUGCCGUCGAGACGGUCCGUGCAACGAGCACGACGACAGACAGGGCGCCCUUGCGCCCGCGCACUUGCUGCAACACGUGCAACAGAUGGUGCAACUUCAACUCGUGGUCACGACCAGUGGGUUAAUCGGAGAUAGUCGGAGCGUUGACGACCUGCAGACAGCGAUUGAAGCACUGCAAGCGGCGGCGCAAGAAGCGGAGACGCUGCGACGGGCCGUAGCCGAUGCCCGACAAGAAAUUGAAGAGGGACAGACGGCGCUGCAGCACAAGUGCGACGCGCUGAAAGCGCUGGAGCGUGCGAUGGAGCAGCUGAAGGCGCGCCACGUGAGCAGACGGGACGAAGACGCGCAGUUGCUGGAACAGCAGCACGACGCGUGUCGAGCGAUGGAGCAGCUCGUGCGGGAGAGCGACGCGGAGAUUCAGAGCCUAAAACAACGUGCAGCAGCGCAGGCCGAGGAGGUGGAGGCGUUGAGUGUGGAGAUGGCGAGUGUCGCGGCCGAGAAAGAGCGACUGGAGAGAGUCCAUCGGGCAGAGGUCGACGAGUUGCAGGAGCAACUAAUGCAAGCGAUGGAUAGGGUCACUGGUCGAGACGAUGAGGCUGAGAGAAUGGAGACGGAGGAGGUGCAGAUGUUGCAGAGGCAGCUGGAAAGUCUGACGUUGGAACACGAACGUCUUGUGCAAUCGCAUGCCGAUGAAGUGGACGAGCUGCGUCGUCAAUUGGAGGAUGCAACGGCGCUUGUCUCGGCAGCGUCGGACGAGGUCGAGAAGGAGAACGAGAACUCGAAGACGGAGGAGGUGCAGAUGUUGCAGAGGCAGCUGGAAAGUCUGACGUUGGAACACGAACGUCUUGUGCAAUCGCAUGCCGAUGAAGUGGACGAGCUGCGUCGUCAACUGGAGGAUGCAACGGCGCUUGUCUCAGCAGAGUCGGACGAGGUCGAGAAGGAGAACGAGAACUCGAAGACGGAGGAGGUGCAGAUGUUGCAGAGGCAGCUGGAAAGUCUGACGUUGGAACACGAACGUCUUGUGCAAUCGCAUGCCGAUGAAGUGGACGAGCUGCGUCGUCAACUGGAGGAUGCAACGGCGCUUGUCUCGGCAGAGUCGGACGAGGUCGAGAAGGAGAACGAGAACUCGAAGACGGAGGAGGUGCAGAUGUUGCAGAGGCAGCUGGAAAGUCUGACGUUGGAACACGAACGUCUUGUGCAAUCGCAUGCCGAUGAAGUGGACGAGCUGCGUCGUCAACUGGAGGAUGCAACGGCGCUUGUCUCGGCAGAGUCGGACGAGGUCGAGAAGGAGAACGAGAACUCGAAGACGGAGGAGGUGCAGAUGUUGCAGAGGCAGCUGGAAAGUCUGACGUUGGAACACGAACGUCUUGUGCAAUCGCAUGCCGAUGAAGUGGACGAGCUGCGUCGUCAACUGGAGGAUGCAACGGCGCUUGUCUCGGCAGCGUCGGACGAGGUCGAGAAGGAGAACGAGAACUCGAAGACGGAGGAGGUGCAGAUGUUGCAGAGGCAGCUGGAAAGUCUGACGUUGGAACACGAACGUCUUGUGCAAUCGCAUGCCGAUGAAGUGGACGAGCUGCGUCGUCAACUGGAGGAUGCAACGGCGCUUGUCUCAGCAGAGUCGGACGAGGUCGAGAAGGAGAACGAGAACUCGAAGACGGAGGAGGUGCAGAUGUUGCAGAGGCAGCUGGAAAGUCUGACGUUGGAACACGAACGUCUUGUGCAAUCGCAUGCCGAUGAAGUGGACGAGCUGCGUCGUCAACUGGAGGAUGCAACGGCGCUUGUCUCGGCAGAGUCGGACGAGGUCGAGAAGGAGAACGAGAACUCGAAGACGGAGGAGGUGCAGAUGUUGCAGAGGCAGCUGGAAAGUCUGACGUUGGAACACGAACGUCUUGUGCAAUCGCAUGCCGAUGAAGUGGACGAGCUGCGUCGUCAACUGGAGGAUGCAACGGCGCUUGUCUCGGCAGAGUCGGACGAGGUCGAGAAGGAGAACGAGAACUCGAAGACGGAGGAGGUGCAGAUGUUGCAGAGGCAGCUGGAAAGUCUGACGUUGGAACACGAACGUCUUGUGCAAUCGCAUGCCGAUGAAGUGGACGAGCUGCGUCGUCAACUGGAGGAUGCAACGGCGCUUGUCUCGGCAGAGUCGGACGAGGUCGAGAAGGAGAACGAGAACUCGAAGACGGAGGAGGUGCAGAUGUUGCAGAGGCAGCUGGAAAGUCUGACGUUGGAACACGAACGUCUUGUGCAAUCGCAUGCCGAUGAAGUGGACGAGCUGCGUCGUCAACUGGAGGAUGCAACGGCGCUUGUCUCGGCAGAGUCGGACGAGGUCGAGAAGGAGAACGAGAACUCGAAGACGGAGGAGGUGCAGAUGUUGCAGAGGCAGCUGGAAAGUCUGACGUUGGAACACGAACGUCUUGUGCAAUCGCAUGCCGAUGAAGUGGACGAGCUGCGUCGUCAACUGGAGGAUGCAACGGCGCUUGUCUCGGCAGAGUCGGACGAGGUCGAGAAGGAGAACGAGAACUCGAAGACGGAGGAGGUGCAGAUGUUGCAGAGGCAGCUGGAAAGUCUGACGUUGGAACACGAACGUCUUGUGCAAUCGCAUGCCGAUGAAGUGGACGAGCUGCGUCGUCAACUGGAGGAUGCAACGGCGCUUGUCUCGGCAGAGUCGGACGAGGUCGAGAAGGAGAACGAGAACUCGAAGACGGAGGAGGUGCAGAUGUUGCAGAGGCAGCUGGAAAGUCUGACGUUGGAACACGAACGUCUUGUGCAAUCGCAUGCCGAUGAAGUGGACGAGCUGCGUCGUCAACUGGAGGAUGCAACGGCGCUUGUCUCGGCAGAGUCGGACGAGGUCGAGAAGGAGAACGAGAACUCGAAGACGGAGGAGGUGCAGAUGUUGCAGAGGCAGCUGGAAAGUCUGACGUUGGAACACGAACGUCUUGUGCAAUCGCAUGCCGAUGAAGUGGACGAGCUGCGUCGUCAACUGGAGGAUGCAACGGCGCUUGUCUCGGCAGAGUCGGACGAGGUCGAGAAGGAGAACGAGAACUCGAAGACGGAGGAGGUGCAGAUGUUGCAGAGGCAGCUGGAAAGUCUGACGUUGGAACACGAACGUCUUGUGCAAUCGCAUGCCGAUGAAGUGGACGAGCUGCGUCGUCAACUGGAGGAUGCAACGGCGCUUGUCUCGGCAGAGUCGGACGAGGUCGAGAAGGAGAACGAGAACUCGAAGACGGAGGAGGUGCAGAUGUUGCAGAGGCAGCUGGAAAGUCUGACGUUGGAACACGAACGUCUUGUGCAAUCGCAUGCCGAUGAAGUGGACGAGCUGCGUCGUCAACUGGAGGAUGCAACGGCGCUUGUCUCGGCAGAGUCGGACGAGGUCGAGAAGGAGAACGAGAACUCGAAGACGGAGGAGGUGCAGAUGUUGCAGAGGCAGCUGGAAAGUCUGACGUUGGAACACGAACGUCUUGUGCAAUCGCAUGCCGAUGAAGUGGACGAGCUGCGUCGUCAACUGGAGGAUGCAACGGCGCUUGUCUCGGCAGAGUCGGACGAGGUCGAGAAGGAGAACGAGAACUCGAAGACGGAGGAGGUGCAGAUGUUGCAGAGGCAGCUGGAAAGUCUGACGUUGGAACACGAACGUCUUGUGCAAUCGCAUGCCGAUGAAGUGGACGAGCUGCGUCGUCAACUGGAGGAUGCAACGGCGCUUGUCUCAGCAGAGUCGGACGAGGUCGAGAAGGAGAUCGAGAACUCGAAGACGGAGGAGGUGCAGAUGUUGCAGAGGCAGCUGGAAAGUCUGACGUUGGAACACGAACGUCUUGUGCAAUCGCAUGCCGAUGAAGUGGACGAGCUGCGUCGUCAACUGGAGGAUGCAACGGCGCUUGUCUCGGCAGAGUCGGACGAGGUCGAGAAGGAGAACGAGAACUCGAAGACGGAGGAGGUGCAGAUGUUGCAGAGGCAGCUGGAAAGUCUGACGUUGGAACACGAACGUCUUGUGCAAUCGCAUGCCGAUGAAGUGGACGAGCUGCGUCGUCAACUGGAGGAUGCAACGGCGCUUGUCUCGGCAGAGUCGGACGAGGUCGAGAAGGAGAACGAGAACUCGAAGACGGAGGAGGUGCAGAUGUUGCAGAGGCAGCUGGAAAGUCUGACGUUGGAACACGAACGUCUUGUGCAAUCGCAUGCCGAUGAAGUGGACGAGCUGCGUCGUCAACUGGAGGAUGCAACGGCGCUUGUCUCGGCAGAGUCGGACGAGGUCGAGAAGGAGAACGAGAACUCGAAGACGGAGGAGGUGCAGAUGUUGCAGAGGCAGCUGGAAAGUCUGACGUUGGAACACGAACGUCUUGUGCAAUCGCAUGCCGAUGAAGUGGACGAGCUGCGUCGUCAACUGGAGGAUGCAACGGCGCUUGUCUCGGCAGAGUCGGACGAGGUCGAGAAGGAGAACGAGAACUCGAAGACGGAGGAGGUGCAGAUGUUGCAGAGGCAGCUGGAAAGUCUGACGUUGGAACACGAACGUCUUGUGCAAUCGCAUGCCGAUGAAGUGGACGAGCUGCGUCGUCAACUGGAGGAUGCAACGGCGCUUGUCUCAGCAGAGUCGGACGAGGUCGAGAAGGAGAACGAGAACUCGAAGACGGAGGAGGUGCAGAUGUUGCAGAGGCAGCUGGAAAGUCUGACGUUGGAACACGAACGUCUUGUGCAAUCGCAUGCCGAUGAAGUGGACGAGCUGCGUCGUCAACUGGAGGAUGCAACGGCGCUUGUCUCGGCAGAGUCGGACGAGGUCGAGAAGGAGAACGAGAACUCGAAGACGGAGGAGGUGCAGAUGUUGCAGAGGCAGCUGGAAAGUCUGACGUUGGAACACGAACGUCUUGUGCAAUCGCAUGCCGAUGAAGUGGACGAGCUGCGUCGUCAACUGGAGGAUGCAACGGCGCUUGUCUCGGCAGAGUCGGACGAGGUCGAGAAGGAGAACGAGAACUCGAAGACGGAGGAGGUGCAGAUGUUGCAGAGGCAGCUGGAAAGUCUGACGUUGGAACACGAACGUCUUGUGCAAUCGCAUGCCGAUGAAGUGGACGAGCUGCGUCGUCAACUGGAGGAUGCAACGGCGCUUGUCUCGGCAGAGUCGGACGAGGUCGAGAAGGAGAACGAGAACUCGAAGACGGAGGAGGUGCAGAUGUUGCAGAGGCAGCUGGAAAGUCUGACGUUGGAACACGAACGUCUUGUGCAAUCGCAUGCCGAUGAAGUGGACGAGCUGCGUCGUCAACUGGAGGAUGCAACGGCGCUUGUCUCGGCAGAGUCGGACGAGGUCGAGAAGGAGAACGAGAACUCGAAGACGGAGGAGGUGCAGAUGUUGCAGAGGCAGCUGGAAAGUCUGACGUUGGAACACGAACGUCUUGUGCAAUCGCAUGCCGAUGAAGUGGACGAGCUGCGUCGUCAACUGGAGGAUGCAACGGCGCUUGUCUCGGCAGAGUCGGACGAGGUCGAGAAGGAGAACGAGAACUCGAAGACGGAGGAGGUGCAGAUGUUGCAGAGGCAGCUGGAAAGUCUGACGUUGGAACACGAACGUCUUGUGCAAUCGCAUGCCGAUGAAGUGGACGAGCUGCGUCGUCAACUGGAGGAUGCAACGGCGCUUGUCUCGGCAGAGUCGGACGAGGUCGAGAAGGAGAACGAGAACUCGAAGACGGAGGAGGUGCAGAUGUUGCAGAGGCAGCUGGAAAGUCUGACGUUGGAACACGAACGUCUUGUGCAAUCGCAUGCCGAUGAAGUGGACGAGCUGCGUCGUCAACUGGAGGAUGCAACGGCGCUUGUCUCGGCAGAGUCGGACGAGGUCGAGAAGGAGAACGAGAACUCGAAGACGGAGGAGGUGCAGAUGUUGCAGAGGCAGCUGGAAAGUCUGACGUUGGAACACGAACGUCUUGUGCAAUCGCAUGCCGAUGAAGUGGACGAGCUGCGUCGUCAACUGGAGGAUGCAACGGCGCUUGUCUCGGCAGAGUCGGACGAGGUCGAGAAGGAGAACGAGAACUCGAAGACGGAGGAGGUGCAGAUGUUGCAGAGGCAGCUGGAAAGUCUGACGUUGGAACACGAACGUCUUGUGCAAUCGCAUGCCGAUGAAGUGGACGAGCUGCGUCGUCAACUGGAGGAUGCAACGGCGCUUGUCUCGGCAGAGUCGGACGAGGUCGAGAAGGAGAACGAGAACUCGAAGACGGAGGAGGUGCAGAUGUUGCAGAGGCAGCUGGAAAGUCUGACGUUGGAACACGAACGUCUUGUGCAAUCGCAUGCCGAUGAAGUGGACGAGCUGCGUCGUCAACUGGAGGAUGCAACGGCGCUUGUCUCGGCAGAGUCGGACGAGGUCGAGAAGGAGAACGAGAACUCGAAGACGGAGGAGGUGCAGAUGUUGCAGAGGCAGCUGGAAAGUCUGACGUUGGAACACGAACGUCUUGUGCAAUCGCAUGCCGAUGAAGUGGACGAGCUGCGUCGUCAACUGGAGGAUGCAACGGCGCUUGUCUCGGCAGAGUCGGACGAGGUCGAGAAGGAGAACGAGAACUCGAAGACGGAGGAGGUGCAGAUGUUGCAGAGGCAGCUGGAAAGUCUGACGUUGGAACACGAACGUCUUGUGCAAUCGCAUGCCGAUGAAGUGGACGAGCUGCGUCGUCAACUGGAGGAUGCAACGGCGCUUGUCUCGGCAGAGUCGGACGAGGUCGAGAAGGAGAACGAGAACUCGAAGACGGAGGAGGUGCAGAUGUUGCAGAGGCAGCUGGAAAGUCUGACGUUGGAACACGAACGUCUUGUGCAAUCGCAUGCCGAUGAAGUGGACGAGCUGCGUCGUCAACUGGAGGAUGCAACGGCGCUUGUCUCGGCAGAGUCGGACGAGGUCGAGAAGGAGAACGAGAACUCGAAGACGGAGGAGGUGCAGAUGUUGCAGAGGCAGCUGGAAAGUCUGACGUUGGAACACGAACGUCUUGUGCAAUCGCAUGCCGAUGAAGUGGACGAGCUGCGUCGUCAACUGGAGGAUGCAACGGCGCUUGUCUCGGCAGAGUCGGACGAGGUCGAGAAGGAGAACGAGAACUCGAAGACGGAGGAGGUGCAGAUGUUGCAGAGGCAGCUGGAAAGUCUGACGUUGGAACACGAACGUCUUGUGCAAUCGCAUGCCGAUGAAGUGGACGAGCUGCGUCGUCAACUGGAGGAUGCAACGGCGCUUGUCUCGGCAGAGUCGGACGAGGUCGAGAAGGAGAACGAGAACUCGAAGACGGAGGAGGUGCAGAUGUUGCAGAGGCAGCUGGAAAGUCUGACGUUGGAACACGAACGUCUUGUGCAAUCGCAUGCCGAUGAAGUGGACGAGCUGCGUCGUCAACUGGAGGAUGCAACGGCGCUUGUCUCGGCAGAGUCGGACGAGGUCGAGAAGGAGAACGAGAACUCGAAGACGGAGGAGGUGCAGAUGUUGCAGAGGCAGCUGGAAAGUCUGACGUUGGAACACGAACGUCUUGUGCAAUCGCAUGCCGAUGAAGUGGACGAGCUGCGUCGUCAACUGGAGGAUGCAACGGCGCUUGUCUCGGCAGAGUCGGACGAGGUCGAGAAGGAGAACGAGAACUCGAAGACGGAGGAGGUGCAGAUGUUGCAGAGGCAGCUGGAAAGUCUGACGUUGGAACACGAACGUCUUGUGCAAUCGCAUGCCGAUGAAGUGGACGAGCUGCGUCGUCAACUGGAGGAUGCAACGGCGCUUGUCUCGGCAGAGUCGGACGAGGUCGAGAAGGAGAACGAGAACUCGAAGACGGAGGAGGUGCAGAUGUUGCAGAGGCAGCUGGAAAGUCUGACGUUGGAACACGAACGUCUUGUGCAAUCGCAUGCCGAUGAAGUGGACGAGCUGCGUCGUCAACUGGAGGAUGCAACGGCGCUUGUCUCGGCAGAGUCGGACGAGGUCGAGAAGGAGAACGAGAACUCGAAGACGGAGGAGGUGCAGAUGUUGCAGAGGCAGCUGGAAAGUCUGACGUUGGAACACGAACGUCUUGUGCAAUCGCAUGCCGAUGAAGUGGACGAGCUGCGUCGUCAACUGGAGGAUGCAACGGCGCUUGUCUCGGCAGCGUCGGACGAGGUCGAGAAGGAGAACGAGAACUCGAAGACGGAGGAGGUGCAGAUGUUGCAGAGGCAGCUGGAAAGUCUGACGUUGGAACACGAACGUCUUGUGCAAUCGCAUGCCGAUGAAGUGGACGAGCUGCGUCGUCAACUGGAGGAUGCAACGGCGCUUGUCUCGGCAGAGUCGGACGAGGUCGAGAAGGAGAACGAGAACUCGAAGACGGAGGAGGUGCAGAUGUUGCAGAGGCAGCUGGAAAGUCUGACGUUGGAACACGAACGUCUUGUGCAAUCGCAUGCCGAUGAAGUGGACGAGCUGCGUCGUCAACUGGAGGAUGCAACGGCGCUUGUCUCGGCAGAGUCGGACGAGGUCGAGAAGGAGAACGAGAACUCGAAGACGGAGGAGGUGCAGAUGUUGCAGAGGCAGCUGGAAAGUCUGACGUUGGAACACGAACGUCUUGUGCAAUCGCAUGCCGAUGAAGUGGACGAGCUGCGUCGUCAACUGGAGGAUGCAACGGCGCUUGUCUCGGCAGAGUCGGACGAGGUCGAGAAGGAGAACGAGAACUCGAAGACGGAGGAGGUGCAGAUGUUGCAGAGGCAGCUGGAAAGUCUGACGUUGGAACACGAACGUCUUGUGCAAUCGCAUGCCGAUGAAGUGGACGAGCUGCGUCGUCAACUGGAGGAUGCAACGGCGCUUGUCUCGGCAGAGUCGGACGAGGUCGAGAAGGAGAACGAGAACUCGAAGACGGAGGAGGUGCAGAUGUUGCAGAGGCAGCUGGAAAGUCUGACGUUGGAACACGAACGUCUUGUGCAAUCGCAUGCCGAUGAAGUGGACGAGCUGCGUCGUCAACUGGAGGAUGCAACGGCGCUUGUCUCGGCAGAGUCGGACGAGGUCGAGAAGGAGAACGAGAACUCGAAGACGGAGGAGGUGCAGAUGUUGCAGAGGCAGCUGGAAAGUCUGACGUUGGAACACGAACGUCUUGUGCAAUCGCAUGCCGAUGAAGUGGACGAGCUGCGUCGUCAACUGGAGGAUGCAACGGCGCUUGUCUCGGCAGAGUCGGACGAGGUCGAGAAGGAGAACGAGAACUCGAAGACGGAGGAGGUGCAGAUGUUGCAGAGGCAGCUGGAAAGUCUGACGUUGGAACACGAACGUCUUGUGCAAUCGCAUGCCGAUGAAGUGGACGACCUGCGUCGUCAAUUUGACAAUAAAUUGAUUUCGAUGAUUGAAGAGUUGAGUGGUGAAACGGAAGCCGAUGAAAAGAAAUAUGCUGAUGCAAUGGGAGGCGCAGGAGAAGAAGGCUCUAUCCGAUCACGGUGUGAAGAAUACGUGGAUGGUCAAAGUGACUGCAUCGACACUGUCGGAGAGUCUUGCCACCAGCGUCAAGUUGCAAUAAAUGAUAUUCGUGCGAAUGUAGAUAGUGUAUCCGAUGAACUUCAUCUGCUGCAGGUCAAGACAGAGGGCUUGAUAUCCGACAAUGAAGGUCGUAUGAAGUCGUGUGUAGCCGAAGUCGCGGUGCUUCAGACCGCACACAGAGAUGAGAUCGAAGGUCUCCAUCGGCAUCUGGACAGGGCAACCGCUUCUCUUUUGGCUCUUGUCGAGACGCUCGACUCUUCUAGCAUGGAAGAACUGCAGAAGCUAAAAGAUGAAGUGCGUGUGAUUACCACAAAGAAGGACAAGCUUGCAGAAAUGUAUGAUGACGAGAUCAGGAUGCUGAAGGCGACGUAUACGGCAGAGAUUGACGAUCUGCGCUACCAGCUGAACAGCACGGCAGCUGGUAAUCUUGCUAGGGGCCAGAGGAAUGACCAGACGCAUGCAGCUAAAGAGCUGCAGCGUGAGGACGAAGUCGAAAGAAUAAGUUUGCAAGCGGAUCUUGACGUUCUUCAGUCACGGGUCGAUGAUUAUGAGGUCCGAUGUCAAGCUCAGCAAGGCACUAUCUCAACACUGGAAGAAGAGCAAGCUGAGCUUGAGUCACGACUCGGUAUUCUUGCUGUCGAGAAAUCACGGCUAGCUGAUGAGCUGGAAAGGUCACGAGAAGAGACAGCGCGUUUGACUCAGCGCCUUGAUGAUAGCGAAGACAUCAACAAAUGUCUUGCUACGCAGCUGAAGGACGCAAAACUUACGCUUGAAGAAAAACUAGCCGAGCAGGACGAGACUAUAGAAGCACUUGAGCAUUGCAAAGAGGAGCUUCGCGCCUGUCGUGCAAUGUUGGGUGCUCAGAUUCGUGAGUGCAGCCUAUUGAAGAGCGAACUUGAGGUGGUUCGAGAUGCGCAGGAUGUGAGAAGUGGACAUGCUGAGGAGUGCUUGUCGACGCUUACCACCGAGCUGCACCAAAUGGUCCAUGUUUUGAAGUCUGGUAGUGAGCUGGGUGAUGACAUAUUGCGUGAGCUCAUGGAAAGAGUGUGGCAGUCUCCAGAAGUGACUGAGCUAUGCGACGGACUUGUCCCGCUUUUGACAGAUUUGGCAUCCACUCAGGACCAGAUACGAUCGAUAAAGGAGCGGCUACAAUUGGCGCGAAGCGAUUGUGAUAGUCAAAAGCUGAUCAUAGAGCAGUUCAUGAAGACGUCGAAUUGGCAGCUGUUUGCGAAGGAUGACGAAACAAUGGAAGAAGUGAAGGAAGGUUUAGAUUCCGACGGGGAUCUAUGCGAGCGUUUAGCAAUUGCCAGGACUAACGUCUCACAAUGGCUAGCUGAACUGCAGCUGCUACGUACCCAUGUAGAGGAAGAUACACUGAAAUUGAAUGCGCUAGCGGACGAGAAGCUGCAAGAGCAAAAGCGUGUGGUGGCUCUUACAGAAUCUGAGCAUGACCUCCGUGUCCUCGUCGAGUCCUUGAAAGAAGAGCUAGGAACGAUGCAGACGGUGAAGUCUCAGGAUCAUUUGACGAGUAUGCAGGAGCAAGAGAAGCAGGCUGCACUUCAAGAAGAAGUCGAGAAGCUGGAGCAAAAGUUGACUACAAUGCGUGCCGACUAUGAGCGGUACCGUGUCCGGUCACACGCUGCACUAAAGAAAAUGGAAAAACGUGCUGAGUUGUUGAACAGUAUGCGAAAGGAGAACGAAGCAUUGCUCACGCGAGUGCGGGAGAGCGAAGAGCAGCAAGAACAGGCUGUUGUUGCUCGCAACGACAUGGAGCGUCGUCUCCAAGAGGAACAGCGUACACAGGCGAUGAUUCAAGCAGAUUUUGACCUCUUUGCAGCGGAGAAAUCACGUGUUAUUGCCGAUCUAGAGAAAGAAGGAGAGCGACUGGCGCUGGAGAAAGAGCAAAUGAGCACGAAGGUGCUGGAAUUGACCGUGCAAAUGCAGACGCUAGAAGCUGCAAAGAAGCAGAUGGAAGAGGAGAAUGAGCGUAUGAAGCAGGCAGAACAGGCAGCUUUUCAGACUCGUCUUGACACUGCCACAGCGGCGGUUCAAAGCGCCAAGAAGGAAUUGGAAAAGAUGCGUAGCGCUUUGGAAGUAAGUGAGGCGGAGAAUGGAAAGCGGCAACAGCUGAUCGAGUUCUUGGAACUGAAGCUGAAGGACCGUUUCGACACAAAAGUGAGUGCGUCGACAACGACCGUGUCUCGUACCGAGUCAGUCGUCCCUACUUCCGUGGAGUUUGUAUCUUCGCUUGCAUCAUCGUCUGAAGGAAACAGUAGUGCGGCUGUUUUGGAGCAGGAAGUUCGUACACUGAAAGCCACAGAGAUUGCCCUCAAGAAGCACCUGGGUGACGCUCGGGCUGAGUUGGCUGUGUUACAAGAGCGUUUUGCUACGACGAAAGCUGCAAACGCAGAAAAGGUGUUUGCACUGGAAGAGCAGAGCAACCAGUACAAGAUGGAACUGGCUGCUGUGACAGAAGAAGUCAAGCGUCUUACUGCGGUCGUGGCUCAAGCACAGAAGAGAGAAGUGGCGUCGCAUGUACCGAUCGAUGGUACGCCAACACCGCUUGUCGAUUCGAGCAAGCAAGACGAGAUGAUGGCAGUGCAGACGCAAGAAGUCUCUGACGAGAUUCCCGCACUGACAGCAGCACUAGCCGAUGCCAAUCGUGAGAUCAAGUUGUUGACAGUCGCGUUGGCUGAUUCUCAGGAAGAGCUGCAGGAAGCGCAGAACGUACUGCAUCUAUUUGCACCCUCACCGAUAGAGUCAGAGAACAAUGACGAUGCCAGCGCCAGUGCCAAAGCAGCCAAAGUACUGACUGCGAAGGAAGAGGCGCUGAAGAAGAUGCGAAAACAGGUGUUUACGCUGCAAGAAGAGAUGGAGACACUUCAGGAAGAAAAGGCAGCUCUGGAGCUGCGAUUGGACACGCACGAGCUCACUACGCUCCAAGCUCAGCGAAACCAGAUGCAAUUGGAGAAGGAGCACACGAUGCAAGUGCAGAAGCGACAGGCUGAAGUAGUAGGGUUUGAGAAGCAAGUAGCGGCCAUUGUGGAUGACUUGCAGCAGCGGCUCGAGGACCACUCACGUGCGUUCCGUGACGUCUACGACUUUAGUGACACGUAUCAGGCGGUACUGUAUCCAUCGCGGGCGGGAAACGAAAGCAAUGAUACUCGAGGUCUGGUCAAUCAAGGAAGCGGACCGGAGUUUGAAGAGUGUCUCGUGAUGCGCAGUGGCGUGGUGAUCAAGGCUGGCGCUACUUUCGAGCUACCGGUGAUUUGCGAGAAGAGCGGGUCGCGCGUCGUGUGGAGUUUCUCGGUAAAAGAGGAGACCGCGGAUGUCGUGUUCAAACUGUGUGCGCUAGUGACGAAGGAUACAGUAUCGAGUGAGGUGGAAGUGGUCUCACCCGAGCGAACGAACGAGCAGUCUGGUGUGUUUCACGUCCAGCACGACAACACGACGCUCGUGUACAAAUGGGACAAUUCGUUCGCCUGGCUCCAGGAGAAAACCCUGGACUACCAUGUCUCGAUCCAGGAACAGCUGUCUCCAAAGGCGCAGACGAUCCGACGGACGGAGCGCGAGCUGCAAGCCAGAGCAAAAGUACUGGCCAAUGGCGUGGCGUUGCUUGAGACCGAAGCCCAGUGCCGCGCCGACUUGGAGUCGACGCUGGAGCGACUUGAUGCUUGUGAGGCGAAGAAGGAGCUAAGUUUGGCUGCAUUUGCGCGUCGCAAGGAGGAAGUGCUGACGCGGAAGGCACAGUUGGAUAGAGAGAGGGAGACGCACAAGGCGCUGUACUCUGCUAUUGUAAAGGAACAAGACGAGCUCGAGACGGUCGAGCGUAGCAUUGUUCGAGCAUGGCAAGCAGCGGAGGCCGAGCGGGAAGAUGUGGAGAUGACGUUGCAGCUAACUGGCAACGGCGUGCAGUUGAAGGAACUGGCUCAUGAGAUUAAAGAGCAGGCAGAAGCUGUGACCAAAGAGCUCGAGCAGUCUGUCCAUGAGGGAGAAGAUACGCUAGAGGAGAGCAACGAAAGCGACGAGCAGAUUGGUCGCGUGCGAGACGCGGAGAACGACGUGCAUGUAGUGGAACCAGAGGACGGCAGUAGCUCUGCACACGUUGGUGGAAUACAAGAGCAUGCGCAGUGA